UUAGUCCAGUGGGCCGUAACCCAAAUCUAAUAGUAUUAAUACCUUUGGUUUGCGGUUGAAUGAUGAGUAGUACUAACCGCAUCUCUGUCUGCAAACACUUUCUUGCUUCCAAGCUUGAAUUCACCUUUGCUAAUGGGAGGCGCCAACAAUGAAUCUCUAGCGUCGGGCUUCUCCUUUCUAUCCGACAAAUCGGAAAAAGUUUUCGUUGCCGGGCAUCGGGGCCUGGUGGGAUCCGCAAUUGUCCGCAAGCUCCAGUCCCUCGGUUUCACCAACAUCAUCGUCCGCACUCAUGCCGAGCUUGACCUUACCGUUCAGUCCGCCGUGGACGCCUUCUUUGCCACCGAGCGCCCUAGCUACGUGAUCCUAGCGGCUGCCAAAGUGGGCGGAAUACACGCCAAUAAUACAUAUCCUGCCGAUUUCAUCGCCGUCAACCUCCAGAUCCAGACUAAUGUCAUCGAUUCCUCGUAUCGCCACGGUGUUAAGAAGCUUCUUUUCCUCGGUUCUUCCUGCAUCUACCCUAAAUUUGCCCCUCAGCCUAUACCGGAGAACGCACUACUUACUGGCCCCCUGGAGUCAACCAAUGAAUGGUACGCAAUCGCGAAGAUCGCCGGCAUCAAGAUGUGCCAGGCCUACCGGAUUCAGCACAAGUUCGAUGCGAUUUCUGGAAUGCCUACGAAUCUCUACGGUCCAAAUGACAACUUCCACCCGGAGAAUUCGCACGUGCUGCCGGCGCUGAUGAGACGUUUCCACGAGGCAAAGGUUGGGGGAGCGAAGGAGGUCGUUGUUUGGGGUACAGGUAGCCCGUUGAGGGAGUUCCUGCACGUGGAUGAUCUGGCGGACGGAGUGGUCUUCUUGAUGGACAGUUACAGUGGUUUGGAGCAUGUGAAUGUGGGUAGUGGGACGGAGGUUACUAUCAAGGAGUUGGCUGAAUUGGUGAAGGAGGUGGUGGGAUUCGAAGGGGAGCUAGUGUGGGACUCAUCGAAGCCAGAUGGAACUCCAAGGAAAUUGAUGGACAAUUCAAAGAUUGCCGAAAUGGGUUGGACCGCUAAAACAGGGCUCAAGGAUGGGUUGAUGGAUACCUACAAAUGGUAUUUGGAGAAUGUCCAGAACAUCAAGAAAUGAUUCAGGGCUCGCUAGUUAUCUUUGUUUCUAGAGUCGAAUGUAGACGUAUUUCCUCACUGGAGUUGAUGAUGGACUGGUAUCAUCGAUCGCCCUAAGCUGCUAGAAUCUUCUGUUUGCCAAAGAAAACUAAUAUAGGAGGCGAAAAACAUUCAAGAAGCUUGGUUUAUUGAUCUCUAGUUCUGUUUCAAUCCACUAGUGUGGGUAUUGAUGUUAUCUAGAGACUUUCUUCCCUUGGUCCUGCUUUUGUUUUUCUCUUUUUCUUUGAAGGACUCUAGUUGAUAAAUAAAGUUAGAAGAAUCCUUUCCUUUAGAUAGCGAAGCUGUUUGUGGGUUCCAGUGGCAUGGAUGAUGGAUAUAGAGUGGCAGAGGCUCUGUGAGAUAUGGAGACAAAUGUUCAACUAUGAUACCCUGCUAUUGGCCUAUUGCUGUAGCC
This is a messenger RNA of Tripterygium wilfordii, 1554 nucleotides long. RefSeq names its product putative GDP-L-fucose synthase 2. The record is from RefSeq and is a predicted model, not a curated record. The transcript has 3 exons. NCBI's taxonomy places the organism in Eukaryota, Viridiplantae, Streptophyta, Magnoliopsida, Celastrales, Celastraceae. Gene Ontology annotation, biological process: nucleotide-sugar biosynthetic process. Bases 133 to 1122 code for a protein of 329 amino acids. Gene Ontology annotation, molecular function: GDP-L-fucose synthase activity.